AUGUGUCCAUAUCAGGUCAUCUAUGGUAAGGCCUGUCACAUUUCGGUAGAGUUGGAGCAUAGAUCAUACUGGGCGGUAAAGAGUUGCAAUGCUGAUUUGGAGGAGGCUGGCAUGAACCGACUCCUUCAAAUUCAAGAACUUGAAGAAAUGCGGCUAUAUGCCUACAACAGCUUAGAUAUUUACAAGCAGAAAACCAAGCUUGUCCAUGAUGCCAACAUCUUAAGAAAGAAGUUCAAGGAGGUUGACAAGGUAUUGAGGUAUCAAGCUCGAUUCAAAUUCAAGAAGGGUAAGUUCAAGACGAGGUGGGAUGGACCCUACAUUGUGACGAAAGUGCAUAAAUUCAGGAUGAUAGAGCUCAAGGAGGAGGCCACAAGCAAAAUGUUUUAG
Messenger RNA from Neltuma alba, 387 nucleotides. RefSeq lists its product as uncharacterized. NCBI's taxonomy places the organism in Eukaryota, Viridiplantae, Streptophyta, Magnoliopsida, Fabales, Fabaceae. The record is from RefSeq and is a predicted model, not a curated record. The coding region runs from base 1 to 387 and encodes 128 amino acids. The transcript has a single exon.